GCGAGGCUUGGAACACAUUGAAAUCCAGUGAGCGGUCCGCGUGAAUGGUUUGACACGAGAAGAGGAAAGCGGUGACCGCCCGGUGGGAGGAGGACAGGACAGUGAAAAAUGUCAGACUUGCAAAGUCAAAACACUUUCUUCAUCGACACAACCAUUAAGAGGAGGAAAGAAGCCAAUGAGAAGAAAGUAAUUUUGGCAUGGGCUCUCCUGAAUGCAUCAUUAGCAGGGAUGCUUUACUCAGAAAUGUCCGGUAAAAUGAUUAGUUCAUACUUCAGUGUUUCAGACUGGCCGCUGUGGUACAUUGAAUUAGGUUUUGCAUUUGUAUUCAGCAUGAAUGCACUGUAUGAUUUUUGCCAUUAUUUCAAAUACACAAUGACCUCUCCGAGCCUUGCUAUGAGUCCAACCCAGCAAAAGCUACUUGGAGUACCUGACUCGUUUGUACAGGCCUCUCCACCACGAGAUCUUGUGAAAAAUGUUCCAAUGUCUACGCCAUCACCCAGCAUGCAAGGCCAGAAUGUGUUAAGCUUCAGUCCAUCCCGAUCACCUAGUGCCAACCCAAAGUUUUCUAAUAGCUGCAUUAGUGGGUACAGUCCUCCAAUACAGACCAUGUUGCCUAGUAGUGGUGGUUCCUUUUCAUCUGCUUUGCCUUAUUCAUCAAAUAGUAGCUUCUCCAAAAUGCAGAGUUACAGCCCUGCUCCAGGCUCACCGCAAUAUGCAAGCAAUCAUGGUCUCGCAGAAAGCAGUGGAUUGAGGUCUCGAUAUCGUUCUUCACCAUGUGCCUAUAGUUCACCAAAAGACAAGGAAGAUUAUAUGACAGAUCUGAAGCUGUUGGAAACAUUUCUUAGAUCUGAAGAGGAGAAACAGCAACGCUCUCAAAUUGGUAGUCCAGAUUCCACUUCACCUUCAAACAGUCCAACGUUUUGGAAUUACAGUCGUUCCAUAGGAGACUAUGCCCACACUCUGACAAAGUUCCAGUACCAGCUAGCCUGCCGCUCUCAGGCACCAUCUGCACAUAAGGAUGAAGUAGAUCUUAGCUCCAAACAAGCAGCAGAAGAAGUUUGGGCACGAAUCUUAAUGAAUCGGCAUCUGUUGGACCAUGUGGAUUCAUGCACUGCAAAAUUGCGAAAUUGGAUUAAUGAAACUAUUCUGGUACCACUAGUCAGUGAAAUGGAUUCUCUGAACAUGCAGAUGAGAAGACUGGGAUGCCCUGAAUUACAGAUAGGAGAAUCUAGUAUUAGCAGUUUGAAGCAAGCGGCUCUCUUAAAAGCCCCCCUUAUCCCUACCCUCAAUGUUAUAGUGCAGUAUCUGGACAUCACUCCAAAUCAAGAGUACCUUUUUGAGCGCAUUAAAGAGCUAUCUCAAGGAGGAUGCAUGAGCUCCUUUCGGUGGAAUGCAGGAGGAGAUUUCAAAGGUCGCAAAUGGGAUACUGAUCUACCUACAGACUCUGCAAUCAUCAUGCAUGUAUUCUGCACAUACCUUGAUUCUCGAUUGCCUCCUCACCCUAAGUAUCCUGAUGGAAAAACUUUCACUUCUCAGCAUUUUGUCCAGACACCAGACAAACCAGAUAUGUCAAAGGAAAAUCUGUUUUGCAUUUAUCAGAGCAGCAUCACUCCUCCCCAUUAUGAACUAAUCUAUCAGAAGCAUGUCUACAACUUGCCAAAGGGAAGAAACAAUCUAUUUCAUACUUUACUUAUGUUCCUGUACAUCAUAAAGACAAAAGAAUCUGGAAUGCUUGGGAGAGUUAAUCUUGGCUUAUCGGGUGUGAACAUCUUAUGGAUAUUUGGCGAUCUUUGAUACUAGGCAUAACCAUUGUUUGAAGAUUUUACUUUAUUUUUCCACUUUUUGGAGGGUGUGGAUGGGGAUUUUAUUUUAGUGUUUUUUUUUUUUUAUGACAGCUGUAUUUUUAUAGUAUCUAGAUUUAUUUAUAAUGGUUUUCAAGAGACAGUUUUCUUCUAGAUUUUUUUAUAGUUUUUGAGACCAUCUUCUUAAGCACGAUACCUGACAAGCACGUAGAAAGACCUUGCAGUAGUGUGAUUUGUGGGAAAUCAGUUUGAAAAUAUCUGCGCCAGCAAAAACUAUGGGUUACAUCUACAUGUGCAUCUACAUACAUUUUUCUCUAGCACCACUGAAACCAUUUACAAACUUUUUAAAAGUGCAGACUGAACAUUUUUAGACUUGGUUUUUGUUUUUUUCAGUGUAUGUUAAAUUAAUUUUGCUAUUUGUAACUUUUUUUUAUUAUUUCCCUUGCCAAAUUCUAUUUUUGAACUUUGGUUUGUAUCUUUCAUGUUUGACAGUACCCUACUAGGUCAAUGAUUACUGAUACAAUUCCAAAUAUAAAUACAUUUUAGUUUUUUUUGGGAACAAACGUAAUUUCUCCAUGCGAGUUCAGAUAAUUUAUUUACAGAUUUCCA
Molecule: messenger RNA, 2411 nt
Organism: Pelobates fuscus (common spadefoot toad)
Lineage: Eukaryota; Metazoa; Chordata; Amphibia; Anura; Pelobatidae
Gene: TMEM209
Product: transmembrane protein 209
Exons: 15
Coding region: 109-1794 (561 amino acids)
Cellular component (GO): membrane
Source: RefSeq, a predicted model, not a curated record